Messenger RNA from Helobdella robusta, 3457 nucleotides. RefSeq lists its product as hypothetical. Gene Ontology annotation, biological process: protein ubiquitination; SCF-dependent proteasomal ubiquitin-dependent protein catabolic process. The coding region runs from base 1 to 2463 and encodes 820 amino acids. Gene Ontology annotation, cellular component: SCF ubiquitin ligase complex. NCBI's taxonomy places the organism in Eukaryota, Metazoa, Annelida, Clitellata, Rhynchobdellida, Glossiphoniidae. The transcript has 21 exons. The record is from RefSeq and is a predicted model, not a curated record. Gene Ontology annotation, molecular function: ubiquitin protein ligase binding.
AUGUUUUCAUCCAGUUCGAAUCCUAAUUGGAAUUCUGAUAAUAAUCAGGUUCCUGCCGUCUCUUCGCAUGGAUUGAAGCAGAUUAGUCUGGAGCAAAUGUGGGAGGAUUUGAAAUCAGGCAUUGAUGAUGUCUACCAGAGGAGAUAUAUGAAUAAGAUAAGAUAUGUGGAGCUCUAUACGCACGUCUAUAACUACUGCACUAAUGUGAACCAAGGUACUACUAAUCACCACAACACCCGGCUGACCACGAACACUCGGAAUAAAAAAAAUCAAAACACCUCACCGGGAGCUCAGUUCGUCGGGUUUGAACUCUAUAGAAAGCUAAAGGAAUUUUUGAAAAAUUAUUUAGCUAAUCUUUUAAAGGAUGGCCAAGAACUGAUGAAUGAGAAUGUUCUAGAGUUUUACACCAAGCAAUGGGAGAACUAUCAGUUCUCGAGUAAAGUUUUAAACGGCGUCUGUAGCUACCUUAACAGACACUGGGUCAAAAGGGAGUGUGACGAGGGGAAGAAAAACAUUUACGAGAUUUACUCUCUGGCCCUUGUAACGUGGCGCGACAACCUCUUUCACGAGUUGAACCACCAAGUGACAAAUGCAGUCCUACGCUUGAUUGAGAGAGAGAGGAAAGGCGAAACUAUUAACACCAGUCUUGUCAGUGGGGUUAUCAACUGCUAUGUCGAGUUAGGGCUGAACGAAGAGGACCCAGCCAUGAGGGGUCCUACGUUGGGGGUGUACAAGUCGUCCUUCGAGAGUAACUUCCUCGAGGAUACGAAGAGUUUCUACUCGAGGGAAAGUUCAGAAUUCCUCAGGCAGAACUCCGUUACUGAGUAUAUGAAGAAGGCUGAGGCCCGACUGCAAGAGGAAUACCGAAGAGUGCGCGUGUACUUACACGACAGUACACAGGAGCAGCUGAUCAAAGUAUGCGAGAAUGUACUCAUCGAGAAGCACUUGGAGAUAUUUCAGUCCGAGUUUCAAACUCUGCUCGAUAACGAUAGGAAUGAUGAUCUAGCGCGUAUGUAUCAGCUAGUCUCACACGUAAGCAAUGAAGGAUUUGCCAAGCUUAAAGUCUCCCUCGAAAACCACAUCACCAACCAAGGUCUAACUGCUAUUGAAAAAACUAAAGAUGUUGCAAUUAACGACCCAAAGACAUACGUGCAGACGAUUCUUGAAAUCCACAAAAGGUACAACGCUUUAGUUAUAGUCGCAUUCAAUAGUGAUUCAGGAUUCGUCGAAGCUCUCGAUAAGGCUUGUAGAAAGUUCAUCAACAACAAUUCUGUUACAAAGUCAGCCAACAUGUCCAGCAAAUCCCCAGAGCUCCUGGCUAGGUACUGCGAUUUGCUGCUGAAAAAAAGUUCCAAAAACCCUGAAGAAGCUGAACUAGAAGAUACAUUGAAUCAAGUGAUGAUCGUGUUUAAAUACAUUGAAGAUAAAGAUGUUUUCCAGAAAUUUUAUAGCAAAAUGCUUGCCAAAAGAUUAGUCCAACACAUGUCUACGUCAGACGACGCUGAAGCCAGCAUGAUUUCAAAACUUAAGCAAGCCUGUGGCUAUGAAUACACGUCUAAGCUGCAGCGAAUGUAUCAGGACAUUGGUGUCAGUAAGGACCUGAAUGAGAGCUUCAGACAACAUUUGGAGAGUAAUAACGAGUCGUUGGAUAUUGACCUCUUCAUCCAAGUAUUGAGCAGUGGCUCCUGGCCAUUCCAGCAGUCAACGCUUUUUUCUCUUCCUCUUGAGCUUGAACGAAGCCAUCUUAGAUUCGCAGCUUUCUACAGUAGCAGGCACAAUGGUCGCAAACUCUUCUGGCUCUACAACAUGUCCAAAGGAGAAUUAGCUGCUAACUGCUUUCAGCAGAAACACAUUCUGCAGGCAUCCACCUUUCAAAUGUCCGUACUCCUGCAAUUCAACCAGUCAUUCAGCUACACCGUCCAACAACUGCAUGAGAAUACGCAAAUUGAAAUGGACAUCUUACAACCAGUCCUUCAAAUCCUCCUCAAAACCAAACUGGUUUCGUGUAGCAAUGCUGAAAGCAGCAGCAGCAGUGGAAGCGCUGCUAACAGCAGCGGUUUAGCUGCUAGUAGCGGUAGUGGUUUAGCUGCUAAUGGCGUCGACAACUCAGUACAGCUACUACCACCUACGGCUGUUAUAUCUCUACAGCUGGAUUAUAAAAAUAAAAAGUUCAAGGUGAACAUCAACGUUCCAAUGAAAGCUGAGACGCGCCAGGAGCAGGAAGAGACGCACAAGAACAUCGAAGAAGACCGCAAACUCGUCAUCCAGGCCGCCAUUGUCCGAAUCAUGAAGAUGAGGAAGAGAUUGAAGCAUCAGCAGCUAUUGGUCGAAGUACUCAACCAACUGUCUCAGAGGUUCUGCCCCAAAGUGCCAAUCAUCAAAAAAUGCAUAGACAUACUGAUCGAGAAGGAAUACCUCGAGAGAGCCGAUGGCCAGAAAGACGUCUACGACUAUCUGGCCUAAUCACUAUUCAUAAAUUAUUCAUAACAUUAACUAUGCAUAAAUUAAUAUUAAUGUAGGCCUGAAUUUUGAAUAAAUUUUAUUACUGUAAUGCAGGCCUAAAUUAACGUUAAUAUGCAUAUGCUUAUAUUAUGAAUAAAUCGAUACAUUUUUUUUUAGAUUUUUUUUUUUAAUAAUUAAAAUGCUGAAUUUUGAGUAAAAUCAUAACUCUAUUAAGAAUAACUUGAUGAUGAUAAUUUGAAUAACAAUAAUAAUAAUAUUAAUCUUUAUUAUUAUUGUUGUUAUUAUUAUUAAUAUUAUUAUUAUUUUUCAACGCAAACAUUUUACAAAACAUUCGUUAGAGUUUUUGUAUGCCUGCUCUUCCUAAUAGCCAUGAUGAUAACGGUGAUCAAAUAUAAAGAACGAUUUAAAACGAUAAUAAUAUUAUUUUUGUUAUUAUUAUUAUUGGUGAUGAUGAGAAUGAUGAUAGUUAUGAUUCUACUUGUGAUAACAUGCAGGACACACGCGCACGCACCACACACACAUUUUCACACACACGCACGCGCGCGUGUAUAUAUGUAUUUCACAAUGGGAGUUUUUUUUGCUUAUGUUGUUUGGCAAUGAAUGAUGUCGUUCGUUUGUUCUGACGGUUGUAUUACGUAAUAAUAAUUGAAAAUUACAAUAUAAUAAUUAUUAUUAAUUAUAAUUUAAAAAUUAUAAUAAUAUUAUUAUUAAUUAUAAUAAUAAAUAAUAUCAAAAACGAAAGUGAAACUGGUGUUAAUUUUUUUAGUAAAGUUUGCGUAUUAGUUUUAUAUUUAUAUGCUAUUAUUAUAAUAUUUCUUAUGUGAUUUUAAUCAAUUUUCGCCAAUUAUUUCUGUUUAAUAUCGUCAUUGUAUAAUUUAUAGUUAUUAUUAAGUUUGUUAUUAUUACAUUUGGAUUGGAUUUUAACGUUACAAUUUUUCAGUUUGAAGAAAAUUUCAUUAAGUUUUUUUCCCAAUAAAAUCACACGCAACACUAA